AUGGGAGCUCUCACUAAACUCUACCUUCUUUUCCAACAAAGACAGCUCGCGAAAAACAGGUACAAGGAUAAUAUAGAUGAGAAGAGCUCCAAAUUUGCAUACAGAAGAUCAAUUAGAAAGUUAAUUAUGGGGUUAUCAGAUGGAAAAGAGACACUUGAAUGUGCAAUUUGCAUAUCAGAAUUCAAGUAUGGAGAUAAGGGUAGAAAGCUGAAAAGUUGCAGUCAUAUGUUCCAUGAAAACUGCUUGGAGAAAUGGCUAAUGCAUGGGAAGGGGCAAUCGACUUGUCCACUUUGUCGACAUAUUAUAAUAUCGGAAAAUAUAUUUGAGAAACAAAUAAAAGUUGAAGAUGAAGGACAAAGGAAAAAUAGCUUUGAGGAAGAGUUAGCUAUGCUUUUGCUAUCUUGGUUGAAUUGUAGUAGUUGUUGGCAACGGUGUUAA
Molecule: messenger RNA, 438 nt
Organism: Nicotiana tabacum (common tobacco)
Lineage: Eukaryota; Viridiplantae; Streptophyta; Magnoliopsida; Solanales; Solanaceae
Source: RefSeq, a predicted model, not a curated record